Molecule: messenger RNA, 3304 nt
Organism: Fundulus heteroclitus (mummichog)
Lineage: Eukaryota; Metazoa; Chordata; Actinopteri; Cyprinodontiformes; Fundulidae
Product: serine/threonine-protein kinase D3
Exons: 19
Coding region: 536-3211 (891 amino acids)
Biological process (GO): protein phosphorylation
Molecular function (GO): ATP binding; protein serine/threonine kinase activity
Source: RefSeq, a predicted model, not a curated record
UCUCUCUGGGUCUGUCCCCGGUUUUCUGCUCAGAGUGAGACCUCCUCUCCCUGUAGACGCCGCGGAUGGCAUUUUCUCUCAGAUCCGCUCGGAGCCGCUGCAGUUCGGACGGGUCUCCGUAGUUUGGAGGAGAAACGCGACUUUAUCCUCGGACUCCAGCCGCGGGGUCCAGUUCGGAGGACCGAGAGCUUUGGACUUAGCGGCAGCGCUGCAGAAUCCUGCUGGUUCGGAGUAAAAAGUCCCUGUUGGGCUCGGUUCUGGGUGGAAGCUGAACAAUCACAGGAGCUGCAGGCCCUCUGACUGCAGACCCGUCUGGUUCUGACCCACACCUGAGGCUCCGCUGACUACAUCCUGAGCGUCUGCCCGUCCUGCCGGUUCCUUUCCCGGGGAUCAGGUCCGAGAUGCUCCGCGGUGACAGGAAGCAGGAUUCCAGCAGUCAGGAGGGGGGCCAGCGGUCGGGACGCAUCACCAUCGGCUGACGGCGCUUCUCUCCGUUUCUGCUCCACUUAAAGAUCUUUCUCUGUGAAACAGCAACAUGUCAGCCGAUAACAGCCCCCCCCCCUCUCUGCCCUCACCGCGCUCAUGCCCCGCCCUCCCCCAGCACCAAGCCCCGCCCACUCCUUCGCCGUCGCCCAGCCCGCCCACCGCCGUCUGCAGCCGGCUGUCCGGGGGCAGCCAGACGGCCCCCAGCCCCACCAACUCCAGAGGUUCUCUGCAGGGCGUCUCCUUCCUGCUGCAGAUCGGACUCACCAGGGAGACCGUGACCCUUGACCCCGGAGACAUGUCGCUGCUGGCGGUCCGAGAGCUCGUCUGCUCCAUGGUGGAUCAGAAGUUCCCAGAAUGCGGAUUCUUCGGGAUGUACGACAAGAUCCUGCUCUUCCGCCACGACCUGAGCUCGGACAACGUCCUGCAGCGCCUGACGUCGGCCGAGGAGAUCCAGGAGGGCGACCUGGUGGAGGUGGUGCUCUCAGCUCUGGCCACGCAGGAGGACUUCCAGAUCCGGCCUCACACCCUCUACGUUCACUCGUACAAAGCGCCGGCGUUCUGCGACGACUGCGGCGAGAUGCUGUGGGGGCUCGUCAGGCAGGGCCUGAAGUGUGAAGGAUGCGGGCUGAACUACCACAAGCGCUGCGCCUUCAAGAUCCCCAACAACUGCAGCGGCGUCAGGAAGAGGCGGCUGUCCAACGUGUCUCUGCCGGGCGCCGCCAUGUCCGCCGUGGCCCGCCCCCCGUCUGCCGAGCUGCCGCCGGUGCCGCCGGAGGAGCGCCCCCUCCUGGGGGCCGGGAAGCGUAACUCCCUGCUGAGCGGCCGUCCCAUCUGGAUGGAGAAGAUGGUGCUGGGCCGGGUCAAAGUUCCCCACACCUUCUCCGUCCACACCUACACCCGGCCCACCAUCUGCCAGUACUGCAAGCGGCUGCUGAAGGGGCUCUUCAGGCAGGGCCUGCAGUGCAAAGACUGCAAGUUUAACUGCCAUAAGAGAUGUGCUGCCAAGGUGCCUCGGGACUGCCUGGGCGAGGUGGACUUUAACGGAGAGCCGCUGAGUCCCAGUCUGGACUCUGAGGCCACCAUGGAGGUGGAUACCUGCGACAUGAACAGUGACGGAGGUCAGAGUAUGGACGAGCAGGACGAGUUGUCCACGCCGGAGGACAAACUCUUCUUCAUGGAGGGUCCAUGUGCAGACGGAGAGAAAGACGAUGAGACCAUCAGAGCCAUCAGCCCGUGCACCAGCAGCAACAUCCCUCUGAUGAGGGUGGUCCAGUCCAUCAAGCACACCAAGAGGAAAAGCUCCACGGUGGUCAAAGAGGGCUGGAUGGUCCACUACACCAGCCGGGACAACCUGAGGAAGAGGCAUUACUGGAGGCUGGACACCAAGACGCUGACUCUGUUCCAGAACGAAAGUGCAGCCAAGUUUUACAAGGAGGUCCCGCUGUCUGAGAUCCUGCAGGUGGAGGCGGCGCAGGACUUCAGCAGCCUUCCUCAGGGCAGCAACCCCCACUGCUUCGAGGUCAUCACUGCCACCAUGGUCUACUACGUCGGCGAGGAUACGGGCGGUCCGCACCACAACCCGGUCCUGGCUGCGUCGGGCGUGGGCCGGGUCGUGGGCCGGAGCUGGGAGAAGGCCAUCAGACAGGCCCUGAUGCCCGUCACCCCCAAGGCCAGCGUCGGGGCGGGGCCCAGCAAGGACCACAAGGAGCUCGCCAUCAGCAUAUCCGUGUCCAACUCCCAGAUCCAGGAGAACGUGGACAUCAGCUCAGUGUAUCAGAUCUUUGCUGAUGAGGUUCUUGGAUCGGGACAGUUUGGGAUCGUUUAUGGCGGGAAACACCGUAAGACCGGCCGAGACGUGGCGAUCAAAAUCAUCGAUAAGAUGAGGUUUCCCACCAAGCAGGAGAGCCAGCUGAGGAACGAGGUGGCCAUCCUGCAGAACCUUCACCACCCUGGGAUCGUUAACCUGGACUGCAUGUUUGAGACACCUGAGCAGGUGUUUGUGGUCAUGGAGAAGCUUCACGGCGACAUGCUGGAGAUGAUUUUAUCCAGCGAGAAGAGCCGACUACCUGAACGCCUCACCAAGUUCCUUGUGACGCAGAUCCUGGUGGCUCUCAGGCAUCUCCACUUCAAGAACAUCGUCCACUGUGACCUGAAGCCUGAGAACGUUCUGCUGGCCUCGGCGGAGCCUUUUCCUCAGGUGAAGCUCUGCGACUUCGGCUUCGCUCGCAUCAUCGGGGAGAAGUCGUUCCGGCGCUCGGUGGUCGGAACGCCGGCCUACCUGGCGCCGGAGGUUCUGCGCAGCAAAGGCUACAACCGGUCUCUGGACAUGUGGUCCGUGGGCGUGAUCGUCUACGUGAGUCUGAGCGGAACGUUCCCCUUCAACGAGGACGAGGACAUCAACGACCAGAUCCAGAACGCCGCCUUCAUGUACCCGCCCAACCCCUGGAAGGAGAUCUCAGACGACGCCAAAGACCUGAUCAACAACCUGCUGCAGGUGAAGAUGAGGAAGCGCUUCAGCGUGGACAAGUCGCUCAGUCACCCCUGGCUGCAGGACUACCACACCUGGCUGGACCUCAGAGAGUUCGAGACGCGGCGAGGCGAGCGCUACAUCACCCACGAGAGCGACGACGCGCGCUGGGAGGAGUACGCCGACGAGCGCGGCCUGCAGCACCCCGACCACUUCAUCAUGUCGCCCAACCUGGACGACAUGGACGAGGACCCCUAGACCCACAGACCUGCAGGCUGCGGAGUUCUGGAGAGACCCGACCCGGCCCGGCCCGACCCGACCCGGCCCGACCCGACCCGGCCCGACCCGACC